AGGGAGAGGGAGAUGGAGAGAGAGGACUGCCGUUGAGAUUGGACUCUGUCGCGUCUUCAUUAUUAGUCUAAAAUGCUUUAGUACCUUAUUAGCGUAGUCUGCCAUUCAUCUGUGCUGUCAGUCAAAGAUCAGUCACGCGGGAUAGGCUACGUUAAGUUCAGGUCUAAAAAGCGAGCGGCUCAAUUGAAAGCUCAAGAUGCCCGAGCAGAGCAACGACUACCGUGUGGUGGUGUUUGGAGCAGGGGGUGUGGGGAAGAGCUCACUGGUGCUCCGUUUUGUCAAAGGCACUUUCCGGGACACCUACAUCCCGACGGUGGAGGACACGUAUCGGCAGGUGAUCAGCUGUGACAAAAGCGUCUGCACCCUGCAGAUCACAGACACAACUGGCAGCCACCAGUUCCCUGCCAUGCAGCGUCUGUCCAUCUCCAAGGGUCACGCCUUCAUCCUGGUCUACUCCAUCACUAGUAAGCAGUCCCUGGAAGAAUUAAAGCCCAUAUACCAGCAGGUUCUCGCUAUCAAAGGCAACGUAGAGACCAUCCCAAUCAUGCUCGUGGGGAACAAGAGUGACGAGACUCAACGGGAAGUCAAGACCGAGGAUGGAGAGGCCCAGUCCAAGACCUGGAAGUGUGCUUUCAUGGAGACCUCGGCUAAGACUAACCACAAUGUCACUGAGCUGUUCCAGGAGCUUCUCAACUUGGAGAAGAAGAGGAACAUGAGUUUGAACAUCGAUGGCAAGCGUUCUGGGAAGCAAAGCAGGGCUGACAAGCUGAAAGGGAAAUGCAGCAUCAUGUAGACCGCUUGUUAGAGGCAGAACCG
Molecule: messenger RNA, 816 nt
Organism: Rhinichthys klamathensis goyatoka
Lineage: Eukaryota; Metazoa; Chordata; Actinopteri; Cypriniformes; Leuciscidae
Gene: diras1b
Product: DIRAS family, GTP-binding RAS-like 1b
Exons: 2
Coding region: 197-793 (198 amino acids)
Biological process (GO): signal transduction
Cellular component (GO): plasma membrane
Molecular function (GO): GTPase activity; GDP binding; GTP binding
Source: RefSeq, a predicted model, not a curated record